AUGGCUGACUUCACGCAACUCGUGGCGGAAUGCAAUGUGCCACCAGCUGUUGCUUCCUUGCUUUCAGCCUUCGACAUUGCUUUGUUUGCUCGGUCCUGUACCACUUCAGCAGAGCUUGAAGAGUUGGUGAACCACUUUUUGGCCGAAGCCUCAGUCACGGAGGCCGCUGAGCGCUUCAUCACAAAAGCCUCGCUGCGCCUACUUGUCUGCAAGUGCCGAACGUCAGAGGGGAUGGUAUCUCUUGAAGCGGCACCCAGCUCAAGUGCCCUACUUGGUGAGGGAUCAACAGCCGCCACCCCGGCCCCUCCGGCCACGCCACCGUUUUCUAGCUCCUGGCAGGAGGCUUGGCCCGCAAAAUUGAGCGGGGAGCGAACGGCGGCGCUUAGGAAGAGGUUCGAAGAGGAUUACCCCACUGAACUUCUUGAUGCCGAAAGCUUUCCAAGCGCCCGCUUAUUGGCUCUUACCAAUAAGAUGCUUUCUGACAAGGAGGUUCGCUGGAUUCCUUGGAAGUACCGCUUAAGCGCCCGGGCGCAACAAGAUAGCCUCCUUGUCAGGCCUAGGAAGCAGGCCCGCUUUGACCUCACAGAUCUCUUUCUCGACGAGGCUCCUACCCGCGACAUACAUGAAGGCCCCGCUUCCUUCGGCCUCGUCACCCAGCUUCUGUCACUAGCGGCCAAUGCCAUCGCGCUAUGCCAGGGCGUACGCUCUGAUUUGCACAGCUUACUCGCUCCGAGGCCGUUCGCCCCCAAGCCCAAGUUCGACCCGGACAACAGCUGGAAAGCCCGCGGGCGAGGUGGCAAGGGGGGCGGCCGUGGCGGUAAAGGUCGCGAUGGCAAAGGCGAGAAAGGUGAACGCUUCGAGAGGGGCGGCAAAGGCGGCAAAGGGAAAGACAACAAGCAGGCCACACCUCCCGGCAAGUGGCUCUCUACGCUUUUCAUGGAUGGUAAGCGUCAGACGCUUUGCAUGAGGUACCAGAGCGGGCAGUGCAAGGACCCUGCCACCUGCCGCUAUUUGCACAGAUGCGCAGUGCCAAAGAGUGACGGCACAGCGUGCGGGGGCAACCACCCGGCUUCUCAGCAUGUUGCCACCCCGCACUAG
Molecule: messenger RNA, 1098 nt
Organism: Symbiodinium sp. CCMP2592
Lineage: Eukaryota; Dinophyceae; Suessiales; Symbiodiniaceae
Source: the annotation of a GenBank genome assembly